CCUCUGUUUCCCACUUUUCCUUAUUUUCCUCCGUGAGCCGCAUCUCGUCGUUCCUGCAUCUCGCUGGCGAUCGACCGCCCCAGCCCCUCGUCGUCUUCCUCCUCGCGCGAGCGCCGCCGCCCCUCCCUCCUUGCGGCCCAUCUCGCUGCCGAGCGCCCCAGCCUCCUUGCGUGAGCGCAGCCACCGCCGGUUGAUCUCCCCUUCGAUUCUCUCGCUCCCCACCGUUUCUCCUCCCAUCACCCCCACGACCCGAUUCCGCCCUUUAGCUCCCGUUCCAUCUCCUUAAUCUUCCCCAAUUCGUAACCGAGGCAAAAGUUAAGGUAGGGCGGCCCUACGCCCGUGAUGUCGGCGCUGUUCAACUUCAACUCGUUCCUGAUUGUGGUGCUGCUAGUGAUCUGCACCUGCACCUACAUCAAGAUGCAGUUCCCUGCCAUCCUCAACGAUCGUACUGGAUUCCGUGGUUUCUUUUGGAAAGCAGCCCGAAUAGGUGAACGUUUGAGCCCUUGGGUAGCAUUUGGGUGUUUCGCUAUGGGGGUGUCCACUAUCUUCUUCUGAAGGCCAGAACAAUCAUAUCCCUGGUUUCAAUCUAGGUUGCAGAAGUUCUUUAUAGGAAAGAACCAUGUGAAGUUGCAUUUCCUAGAGAAGCUUUUUUCUUCUGUUUAGUUGGGAUGGAGAGAGGCACUGUUGUCGCAAGAGUGGCAUGUCGCUACCAAACAUUCAUGUUACGUGAUUGCACUCUGGCUGGCACCCCUGGGGAAAGACAGAAAUGGUAAUAUGAUUGUACCGUUCCAUGGUAUGUGUUGAAAAUGGUCGACUAAUGAUCAUGUAAUAUGGAAGGCUCAUUGGGCCGUGCAAAACCAAUUCUGUUUUUUCUUUUCUGAACCGUGUCC
Brachypodium distachyon (stiff brome) is the source of this 890-nucleotide messenger RNA. Its product is annotated as protein kish. Gene Ontology annotation, biological process: intracellular transport; protein secretion. The coding region runs from base 343 to 555 and encodes 70 amino acids. The record is from RefSeq and is a predicted model, not a curated record. Lineage: Eukaryota; Viridiplantae; Streptophyta; Magnoliopsida; Poales; Poaceae. The transcript is spliced from 4 exons.